AUGAAAGAAACUAAUCAAGACAAAAUCCUCAAAGAUGGCAUUGAAUCAAAUUACCUCUUGACCGAAGCUACCCUGGCAAAACAUGACUUACUUACUGGACUUGUGGAGAUUGUGAUCGCUACUGAGUUUGGAAUUGGCCGCUACAUUUGUCAGAACGAAACAUGUGACCACCGUACAUUCUAUCAAAGGUGUCAUGCUACACAAGAUGUCAGAUGCUUUAACUGCAACGACCUAGUUCGUUAUCCAUACAUUCAUCCGAAAUUCCGAAAAUCUGAACACAAGCGCAAACGCAAACCAUUAGAUCCAAAUGCCAAACCAUUUGUACCACCUCAUCCAACGGUUCCUUUGCUACCACCAUUUAUCCCUCCUAUUAUUUUCUACCAACAAGCUGCUAUUCCUCCACAAGCUGCUAUUUCUCCACAACUUCUACAACGAAAUCAGGCCCAGACGAGAAAAGUACGGAAGAAGAUAGUUAAGAAAAAGAUGGUUAUCAAUCCAAGCACACCACAUGUAUCGACUGGAUCCACAAUUGGCACGUUCCUCACACAAAGUAUGGCUUCAGAUUUUGACGUUGACCUACAAAAUCCAGACUCUGAUUCUGAUGAAGAAGUCAUCCUACCCAGCAGUGAUUCUGACUCUAGCAGCGAUGAAGAAAAGGAACCAUCCACUGCAUCCUGUCAAUCAGAUGACGAAUCAGAAGUGGAAGUAGACUCAAUGGCACCAAUGUAUCCUUCAGAUUCUGACUCAGAUAGCGAAGGUAACGAAGGUAACGACCAUCGCAAGCGUACAGUGGCCUCUGAUACCUCUGAUAGCAGCGACACUGAUGAAGAUGAUGCCACAGCACCCUCCGAGUCAAGUUCUGGGAAGCUCUCCUCUCAAGCAUCCACCAUGCCAGACUCAGGGAUCGGUACUGCUAGCGACACAGAUUCAAUGGCUUCUGUUGAUGGGGCAAAGCCUGUUUCAAUUGCUUCAAGUGAUGUUAAGUUCAGUGUUCUGAAUAUUGCUGAUGUUAAGCUAAAUUAUCCUGGAGUCCUAUUUUCAAAAACAUGUUCCCAAAAGCAAGUUGAUCACGACGGUGCAGUCAUAAUUGGAGAAGGAAUCACGGCCUGUUUGAAGGGGCCCUUUAAGCUGCGUCGUGGCUAUGUACCAAUUAGCCCUGUGUACCUGCUCUACCCACCAUGCGUAUUCCAUAGAAAAGUUCAGCUGAAAAUAAAGACUUUCGCCGUUAUCGAGGAUGCAGAUGAACUUGCCUUUUUCACCAGUUUUGAUACACCUGACAUUCGUAAUGAAGUAUCAAGAUGGAAAUUUGUCCAAGACGAUUCUGCUGAAGUUCACACUGUGCCAGGAGAACAGGAAGUAGUUGUGGAUGUGGGCCACUUCUGCUUUGGAAUACUAGCAAGACGCAAGAGGAGAAAUCAGAAGAAUUUCUAUAUGGUCUGCCUUCACAAGCCUGUUGUCCUCCUGCCAAUUUGCCAUGCCAUCUUUGCAGUUUCCUUAGAUCAUGAAGUCUACCAGAAGAGUUUGGAAACCUAUCUGAGCAAGAUGUAUGGAAGUGAAGAAUUUGAGAACAUUCAGUGUCAUACCCAAUUGUCAGAAGACGAGAUUGAGCUUACAAUACCCCAAACCAUUGAAGACACCACCAUCACACCAGCCAUAAGCCCUUGUGUUAUCCAACGAGAUGUCAUUGAUUUGCCGCUUAGGAAUAAAAGAUACAAACAAAUGACCUUAAGUUACCCCCCACGGAUUGUGCUAACCAUACAACGCAACCAUGGCACUCCUGAGCGGUUGCGACCACUGGAGUGUGCGUUUGAAGUUCGAGGAACAAACCCAGACGGACUAAAGUUCAAUCUAUCAGUUCCACCUUCCAGAUCUCCUUCCCUGUCGUCACGCUCAUCUCAGAGUGAAUCAGUUGAAGUUGCAACCUCUGUGACAUGCAAUGAUCUGAUUCAACGUACUGGUGUUACACAGCAAGACCUGGAAAGAGAAUGCUCACCAAAAAAACUCAGAACAUUAAGUGAACACAUUUUUAACUGGAAGAUACUGGCUGAUGACUUAGAACUAAGCCCCACUGACAUCUUUGCUAUUAAAACCGAUCCAUUCGCUGCAAAAUAUGGUGCACGAGAAGUUUUGAACAGGUGGCACGAGAAAAAUGGUUUCAAUGCCACCUACAAGAUAUUGGUCGAUGUUAUGCUCCGACAAUCAAAUGUGUCACUUGCACAAAAUAUAUGUAUUCUAGCAAAAGAGUUGUGAAGUGCAGAAAUUUAUCAUGUGUGCAAUGUGUGCAAUGUGUGCAGUGUGUGCAAACUUUUUUACAUUUUUAUUUUGUAAUUAUUUUUGUUGUCAUAAUUAUGCUGUUCAA
Halichondria panicea is the source of this 2359-nucleotide messenger RNA. RefSeq lists its product as uncharacterized. NCBI's taxonomy places the organism in Eukaryota, Metazoa, Porifera, Demospongiae, Suberitida, Halichondriidae. Gene Ontology annotation, molecular function: protein binding. The coding region runs from base 1 to 2250 and encodes 749 amino acids. Gene Ontology annotation, biological process: signal transduction. The transcript is spliced from 9 exons. The record is from RefSeq and is a predicted model, not a curated record.